GUCUUUAGGUAUAGGUGGAGGUGGAACAUUAGUCUCGGGAAGCAUUUCAUUCUCGUCAUUAUAAUGAGGAGUUGUAUUUUCAGAUGAAUUAUCGCUCAUAUUAAAAAUUUUAAGAUUUAACAAAUAAUAUUUAAAUGAUUAUGGUUAAAAAAAUUCUUCGGGGUUAUAGAUUCAAAAAUGGGCGGGUCUAAUCAGUAUUUCGAAAAAAGUGAUAUCCGAUAAAUUAUUCAUUUCAUUAUUCAUUAAUUUUUGAUUAAAAUGGUCCUGGUCAUAGAAGAAUGUUCAAAAUUACUUAAAUGCCGAGCAAAAGCUUUACGAGAUGAACUUAGACAUCCUACAAACCAUAAAAAAAUUUUUAAUUUAUUAAGAGGUCGAAAGGUUCGGACCAUUUAUAAAGACCGAAAUGGAUUUACAAAAACAUUUUUUAUUGAUGGAAUUACGAAACAAGGAGCUAAUCAACUUCCUGCAUUUGGAAAAUUUAGACGACCCUACAAUAUAUCUGUAACUGCUUAUUAUUAUUGCCGUCAUGGGAUUCGGCUGAAAAAUCCCUUUACUCAAUGCAUAAUUGAAAGAUUUAGAGGGAGUGGAAAAGAUAGAUUUUACCCUCUUGAACUUCUCGAAUUUGUAGACGAAGAAGUCGAUAAUCUUAAUAAUAAAUUUGCAAACUUGUUUUCUGGAUUGAACGAAACUGAAUCUUUUAAAUCGAAUAUAAAGUUUGAAAUAGGCGAUGAUUUUACGUACGAGAACAGUGGACGACAUGAAUGCUCCCAGGCCGAUGAAGCAUGUCUUGGAUGGUAAUUUAUUCAAAAAUUUACAAA
Molecule: messenger RNA, 818 nt
Organism: Meloidogyne enterolobii
Lineage: Eukaryota; Metazoa; Nematoda; Chromadorea; Rhabditida; Meloidogynidae
Source: the annotation of a GenBank genome assembly